Pecten maximus is the source of this 1583-nucleotide messenger RNA. Its product is annotated as POC1 centriolar protein homolog A-like. Gene Ontology annotation, molecular function: protein binding. Gene Ontology annotation, biological process: cilium assembly. NCBI's taxonomy places the organism in Eukaryota, Metazoa, Mollusca, Bivalvia, Pectinida, Pectinidae. Gene Ontology annotation, cellular component: centriole; ciliary basal body. The coding region runs from base 107 to 1531 and encodes 474 amino acids. The record is from RefSeq and is a predicted model, not a curated record. The transcript has 14 exons.
UAAAAAAUAACAAUUACCUCCCUUUGGUAAACAGCCCGCCAUCUUCGAAAGUACGAUACAUGAUUAGACAGGUUCAGAUUUGCUGUGUUGUCCUGAAGGAAUCAAGAUGACGAAUGUUUUGGAGGAUCCGUCCCUGGAGCGCCAUUUUAAGGGCCACAGGGACACCAUCACAAGUGUGGACUUCAACCCAAACAUGAAGCAACUUGCCUCUGGGUCAAUGGAUUCCUGUCUGAUGGUGUGGAAUUUCAAGCCUCAAAUGAGGGCUUACAGAUUUGUUGGACACAAGGAUGCAGUGAUGGACGUGAAGUUUUCUCCGUCGGGUCAUCUUGUAGCGUCGGGGUCUAGAGACAAGACAGUACGACUGUGGAUCCCCAGUGUGAAAGGAGAGUCAACUGUAUUCAAGGCCCACACAGCUACCGUGAGGAGUGUAGACUUCUCCAGUGAUGGCCAAUACUUACUCACAGCUUCUGAUGAUAAAACAGUCAAGGUGUGGACAGUACACAGACAGAAAUUCAUGUUCUCCUUAAACCAACACAUGAACUGGGUUAGAUGUGCAAGGUUUUCCCCUGAUGGCCGACUCAUUGUAUCAGGCAGCGAUGACAAAACUGUAAAACUGUGGGACAAAAAUAGUAAAGAAUGUGUGCAUACAUUUUUUGAACAUGGAGGGUUUGUGAACUACGUAGAAUUCCACCCGAGCGGCACGUGUAUAGCCUCAGCGGGUACUGACAGUACUGUUAAAGUGUGGGACAUCAGGAUGAACAAAUUACUACAGCAUUAUACAGCUCAUUCGUCAUCCGUGAACAGUUUAUCAUUCCAUUCGAGUGGGAACUACCUGAUAUCAGGCUCAGAUGAUUCUACUUUAAAGAUUUUUGACCUGCUGGAGGGUCGACUUUUCUACACACUUCAUGGACACCAGGGUCCAUCAACUGCUGUAUCAUUCUCUCGGUCUGGGGAAUACUUCGCCUCCGGCGGGUCAGAUGAGCAGGUACUGGUAUGGAAAACCAACUUUGACCAGUUAGACUUUAAUGAAGUUCUUCAGUCUCAUAAGCAGCGGGAGAAAACUGCAGCUCCCCCGACAGUUGGUGAUAUACCACCCAGAGUACAGAAGCCCCAAAGACCUCAAACAACAACUAGGUUGGACGCCCGUACAGAUCUGAAGAAGAUGGAUGAUGAAGAGCCUGAAGUGACAGAGGUUGGUCCGGCCAUGUUUUCAUCUGGGCAGCGUUCGGUAAUGAAUGGUGAGCGAUUUCAGGAGUACAACAUGACGUCUGUUGACCACGCUUUGAGGGAUCUACAGAUGCCAUCAAGUCAACAAAGAAGUGAGGAGGCUCCUUCUACCACUCAGCCACUGGAGCCAAAGUCUAUCCCGCCACAGUUAGCCAACACAUUGGAGCAGAUAGUCGGCCAGUUAGAUGUCCUUACACAGACUGUGUCGUUGCUGGAACAGAGACUGACGAUGACGGAAAAUAAGUUGCGAGAGUGCUUGGACAAUCAGCAAAAAAUCACGCUUCAAAUUCGUCCCACUGAUUGAUUCUCACCUACCAAAAAAAAACCUUCAUCUGUGAUACACAUUUAUGAAAAUC